This is a messenger RNA of Haemonchus placei, 2064 nucleotides long. NCBI's taxonomy places the organism in Eukaryota, Metazoa, Nematoda, Chromadorea, Rhabditida, Trichostrongylidae. The record is from the annotation of a GenBank genome assembly.
AUGUGCCAGUCUGGUCACGUAUGGGAUGUCUUCCCGAACUACGAUAUUUUCAAGGUGAAUGAAUAUGGUAAUGUCCUCGAUCAAAUUACCAAAAAUGACGUCUACGAUUCGGAAGCCUUCAUUAGUCCGGAUGGCAAAAAAAUAGUUUACACCAGCAAACAGAGUGGUGAUUUGGAUCUCUGGAUCACGGAUAUUAAUGGAGCACUAAAAAUACAGCUGACAAAGACGAAAGGCUAUGACGGUGGCGCUUCCUUCUCACCAGAUGGCAAGAAAAUCGUUUUCCAUGCAACUCGUCCGAAGACAAACGAGGAAAUCGUCAUAUACGACCGCCUACUGAAAAACGAUCUGGUGGCUACUAGCAAGAUGGAGCUGUACGUGAUGGAAGCGAACACGGUAUGUGGAAAAGGCGACGACGAAAAACGAAAAGGCGAUGACGAAAAACCUCUCUUCAAGCAACCACGUGGUGGUCUCGACUGGACCCCUUAUUAUCAUCCAGAUAAUAAAAGGAUCAUUUUCAGCUCUAAUAUGAAUUCGGCGAAGCCGAAUGAAUACCACCUCUAUAUAGUCAACGAAGAUGGCACUGGACUCGAGCGGGUGACCUUCGGCAAUGGAUAUUUCAACGCAUUCCCUGUGUUCUCGCAUGACGGCAAGAAAGUCGUCUGGUCAUCGAAUCGAGGUUCUACAAAAGAAGGGGAUCUUAAUCUGUUUAUCGCUGACUGGGUAGACCCUGGGAGAGAUACCGAUGAUGAAAGCGAUGCAAAGGAGGAAUUGCGAACAAAUCGUAUUCCGAAAAAGGCAACUCAGAAGAAUGCGAUGCGUUGGCAGGAUAAGGAGACCACUCCUUAUGAUAACAUAGUUCAUUACACGGGAGAACGACGUUUGAAGAACGUUAAACAGCUGACUUUCCGUGGACAGAACGCCGAGGGAUACUUCAGUUACGACGACUCGAAAAUCAUUCUUCAAGCGACUGGCUACGGAACUACCUGCGAUCAGAUUUACGAACUUGAUCUCAAUGUUGAUCCCAGAAAGCAGAUAAUGAAGAGGAUGAGUACUGGUUUGGGCGGUACCACUUGUUCGUUUUUCUUCAACGACCCCGACAAUAACCUAAACUCUAGAUGCCUUCAGCUGAACGACACAGUUCGUGAUACUAUUAUAACACACACAUGCCCGGCAAAGAAGUGUGAAAAUCGUAAAGCCAUUAAAGAUCCUGUCCUUAAAGAGCUCUGUAACACCGUCUACACCUGGGACAUCUAUCCCACUUUCGAUAUCUUUAUGGUGAACAAGUACGGUAAUAUCAUUAAACAAUUGACUGACGAAGCUGGAUACAAUGCUGAAGCGGUGCUGAGCCCUGAUGGAAAGACCAUCGCAUUCACAUCAAUCCGUAACGGAGAUCUCGAGCUAUUUACGAUGAAUACGGAUGGUACGAAUGUCAGACAGGUUACAAACGAAUAUGGCUACGACGGUGGAUGUUUCUUCUCACCCGAUGGGAAACGUCUUGUGUUCCGUGCAAGUCGGCCAAAAACCAAGGCAGAAAAGGAGAAAUAUCAGAAACUGCUUGAUUACGGUCUGGUGGAGCCAACACUGACGGAGAUAUAUGUGGUGGAUGUCGAUGGAAAAAAUUUGAAACAGGUUACCAACUUUGGUGUUGCCAGUUGGGCACCCUACUAUCUGCCCGACAACAAAAGGAUUAUUUUCAGCUCUAACUACAACAUGAGUGCGAAACAAUUCGGUUCGUUCGCUCUGUACGUCAUUAACGAGGACGGCACCGGGCUGGAACGUGUAACUUUCGGUGAAGGAUACCAGUUCAACGCAUUCCCAAUGUUCAAUCGUGCUGGAAAUAAAUUAGUAUGGGGUUCUAGCCGUAAUCGUACGAAAGGGGCUUCGUUGAAUCUGUUCAUAGCGGAUUGGGUCGAUAAAAUCGAUGAUGAUAACACCGGUGGAGGUGGUGGUGGUGACAACAAAAAGAAAGACGAAAAAGAAAAAGAAGAAAAGAAAUCAGUAUCAGUACAAGCUUUCUCUUUCUCUUUGUUACUGAUUCCAUUUUUGUUGCUAAUAUUCCACUGA